Messenger RNA from Rhinocladiella mackenziei CBS 650.93, 936 nucleotides. RefSeq lists its product as uncharacterized. Gene Ontology annotation, molecular function: ubiquitin-protein transferase activity. Gene Ontology annotation, cellular component: nucleus; Smc5-Smc6 complex. Lineage: Eukaryota; Fungi; Ascomycota; Eurotiomycetes; Chaetothyriales; Herpotrichiellaceae. The transcript is spliced from 2 exons. The coding region runs from base 1 to 936 and encodes 311 amino acids. The record is from RefSeq and is a predicted model, not a curated record. Gene Ontology annotation, biological process: double-strand break repair via homologous recombination; DNA damage tolerance.
AUGGCGAGCUUCGGAAUCGAUCGUGGCUACACUGACGCCAAUCGAGCUUUCUUGCAGGCGUUCCUCUCGCGAAAUGUCCUCACCUUGGAGACCGCCAAACCCAUCAUCGCCGCCAUUUCCUCCUUUCAAGACGGACGCGAAGUCCAGCUCCAAGAUGUGACGGUUGAAGAUCUAAAUUCGUAUAUCUCCGAAGCGAAUCGAAAAUUGUCCCCUCUUGAUCUCGAGAUCAGGAGCACCUUCCAUCAACAAACCCGAGAACGAGUCUACGCGCUGGUCAACACUACGAGCGACCCUCUGACCCAGCUGGCCACCACCUAUACCGCCGAUGAGAUUGUCUACGUCAAGAAACUUCUCGAUGCGAUGUUUAACGGGCAGAACAAUAAGGGCAAGCGGGAAGCCAUGUGUUUGAGUGCAAUUGAUGCCAUCCAGGUUGGAAGAGCCCAGAAUAGGCGUGAGACCCAGAAUGGGAAUACGACGCAGUCUUCUACCGGCAUGCUCGGCGCUCGAGACGCUGAGAGUAUGCUCAACAGGUUGGUGGACGAGGGUUGGCUCGAGAAAAGCAGGCUUGGAUUUUACAGCCUCAGCCCGCGAGCGUUGAUGGAACUCAAAGGUUGGUUGGUUGACACUUACAACGAUGAGGACGAAGACGGUCAGAAGAGGGAAAAGAUCAAGUUCUGUCAUGCGUGCAGAGAGAUUAUAACGGUGGGUCAACGAUGUCCCAAACACGAAUGUCCCUGUCGACUACACAAUAUUUGCAUCCAGAACUUCUUUCGCAUGCAGCGAUCGCAAAAUUGUCCUAUAUGCAACAACGAAUGGGAUGGUCGACAUUAUGUGGGAGAGAAAGCUAUAACCACUUCAGAGAGCUAUCAAACUGGUCGACGCCGAAGCGGUCACAGACCUAGAGCCGAUAUCGAGACGGAUAUAGACAACACGUGA